AUGGUUGUAAACUUUGGAGGAACAACAAUGGAGAGUACUAGUACUAGGUCUAAUGUUUCUUCUACAAAAACAGAGAGAAAAGUCAUUGAGAAAAAUAGGAGAAAUCAAAUGAAAACCCUUUACUCCAAGCUCAAUUCUCUCCUCCCUCAUCAAAACUUCAAGGAACCACUGCCACUUCCAGAUCAGAUAGAUGAAGCAAUAAGCUAUAUAAAGAGUUUAGAGGAAAGGUUGAAGAAAUCAAAGGAAAAGAAAGAAAGCUUAACAGGCAGCAGAAAAAGAUCAUAUACAUGUACUUAUGAUCCUAUACCAAUUGCUACUCCAAAAUCACCUCAUCUACAAAUCCAAGAAGUGGGUUCAGCUCUAGAGAUAGCUUUGACAAGUGGGCUAGACAAUCAGUUCGUAUUUUAUGAGAUCAUUCGCAUUCUUCAUGAAGAAGGUGUAGAUGUUGUCAGUGCUAAUGUUCAAGUUCUUGGAGAUUCCAUUUUCCAUAUACUUCAUGGACAGAUCAAGGGAUCUGCUGAUGGGUUUGGAGCUGCAAAAGAUGUCUGGCGGUCUGGCCUCUGGUUUGUUGGCAAAUUAAUGGGACGUUAUGACUACCCAAUGCGACUCAGGCACUUGUCGAAUGCACCAGCAAAACCCCGCGUAAACCACAACAACGAAAAAUGGAUGAAAUUGGAUGGCAGAAGACCAAAUCGAAAGGACACCGGUGAGCAAACUGACCGGUGGGGCCUGAAAUCUUUGAGUACAAUCAUUAGAAGCGAAGCAGGUUCGUGGUGGGAAAAAGAAAUUGGGGGAAGAAAUCAGAGCUCAGGAGCAUGGCUGGAAGACAUUAAAUGCUCCUGCAAAACCAUGAGCAAAAGACGAAAAUGGGCAUCCAAGAGUGGAAGGAAAGCUGGAGUUGAGGGCAAAAGCAUCACCACGAUACAGCUCAUACGAAGGAAAAAAUUGCACUGA
Molecule: messenger RNA, 954 nt
Organism: Dovyalis caffra
Lineage: Eukaryota; Viridiplantae; Streptophyta; Magnoliopsida; Malpighiales; Salicaceae
Source: the annotation of a GenBank genome assembly